Molecule: messenger RNA, 8563 nt
Organism: Cyclopterus lumpus (lumpfish)
Lineage: Eukaryota; Metazoa; Chordata; Actinopteri; Perciformes; Cyclopteridae
Gene: kank4
Product: KN motif and ankyrin repeat domains 4
Exons: 10
Coding region: 332-4984 (1550 amino acids)
Biological process (GO): negative regulation of actin filament polymerization
Cellular component (GO): cytoplasm; cytoskeleton
Molecular function (GO): protein binding
Source: RefSeq, a predicted model, not a curated record
CUGGGGCAGUUGGUUGCAGCGGGUAGGCUGGUGAAUCUAUUAUACUAAGAGAACAGAUAGUCUGACCAGCUAGAGAGCUUCUUCUCUUCUCUUUCCUCCACCCAUCAGCGCCAUCUCUGCCAACACCACCAGCCCUUUUCAACACUUUGCCCCUCCUUUUUUCUGUGUUUUUUUUUAUCCUUUACCUCUCUGCUGAGGUUAAAAGAGACACAGGGGCAGUAGCACUCACAGAAACACAAACAGGAAGGACAGGAGGUGAGUGGAUCUGUGUGGCAGGCUGCAAGCUCCAACUGAAGCAAACACAAGUCGAUGACUGAGAACUCCGCCUCCCAUGAUGGACAAGAAAAGUGCCAACGGCUUUCAGACCAAGGCCAGUGAGGGUGGCAUUCAGAGGAAGCAGCUGCCCUACUCAGUGGAAACGCCCUAUGGCUUCCACCUGGACCUGGACUUCCUUAAGUAUGUUGACGACAUUGAAAAAGGCAAUACCAUCAAAAGGGUCCACAUUCAGCGCAGGGUCAAGGGCCCAGCCAAAUUCAGCACACUGCCCAGAAAUUUCAGCCUUCCUGGGCAUGGGGCCAGGCCUCCCCCGAAGGAAAAGGACAGCACAUGGUCUGGGACGUCCACCUUGGGGCCCAAGCCUAAAUCACGGGUUACAGAGGUCCAACAGAUCUUCGACUUCAGGGCAAGCGAAGGGGGGACUUCCAGCCAAAUCAGUAGGGGGACGACCAGUCAAAGAGCUGGCUAUGUUUCAGCAAAGCCCAGAGAUGAAGUAGGAGCUGGGUCUGAGGAUGUUGAAGAGAAAACUGCAGGGUUUCAAAGCCGUCCGAACCUGCUCCGAGCAUCAAGCAUGCCCGUCACCCUACAACAGAGGAAAGGUUCUGAUUCGAACAGUCCAGACCGGAUUGUGGGAACACCAGAGAGUGGCUCGACGGAGAAUGUUUUUCGCGCUUCACCGGACAUAACAGAGAGACGGUGUGUUCCACAGGAUCGGACAGGGCUUCACCAGCAGAUCACAGUGGCACUGAAGCGGGUCAGAGAGCUGGAAGAGCAGGUCAAAACCAUCCCAGAACUCAAGGCUCAGAUCUGCUCAUUGAGAGAGGAGAGGGAGAAGCUACUGCUUCAGCUCCUAGCCCAGGCCCAAGCCCAGGUUUCCUCAUUAUCCUCUACAAUAGCACCCAAUUCUGAUUCUGGGACGCACACUCAGCCACAACGACACAGACCUUCAGAAGGGCUCAACUUAGCUCUGGUGACUCAAACCACUGGAGAUUUAGAAGGUUCAGAGUGUGCGUCAACAAAGCUAGUAACAGGGAAAGGGAAACAAACAGAGAGGGAGAUAAAUCAAAAAUCUUUGAAGAGUUACUCGGCACAUGGAGAAACAAGUGUUCAAGAAUCGGUGAGAGAAACACGACUGUCAGAUAAAACGGACAUACAAAAAGAGACAUUAGAGAGUACAGUGGAGCAUGCAGUGCAAAAGCUAUCACAGGACAUUGCAGGACAGGAAUUAACAUCACUUAGGGGGGCUAUAAAAGACGCAGAGACCAGCAGUAUUCAAGAUGGUGAUGCAGCAAAAGAAGACAAACUUGAGGACCCAGACAAUAUGCAGAAUCUGCAGGAAAAGCUAAUGCUACUGGAGGCUAAACUUACUCAGGCUAGCCAAGAUCUGGAGAGAACCACAAGUCUUUUGAAAGAACAAAUAGAUGAGAACAAGGAAAAAGAGGAGAAGAUACUACAACUGAGUGAUGGAGUGAGAGUGGAGGUGUGUACACCGGAUGGACAAAACAGGCCAAGAAGAGAGAGUAUUGACACAGGGACAGAGACAGAGAAGGUAGAUUUUGCUCACCAAGAGACAGAGACAGAGUCACUUGGUAAAGUAAAUCAGGGAACAGAUACAGCACAAAUCUGUAUUGAAGUGUGUAUACCCACAUCAGGGGCUGGAAGUAUCGAUCAAGGAAUAGAAACUAAUAAAGUUGACACAAAUGAACAGUUGAUAGAGAUGGAGGCAGAAGAGGCUGCUGUGAGCCCACCAAGACCCAGAGCCAACAGCAUGGAACGGGGCACAGCAACGGAGACGAUCGCCACUCAGGAUCAGAUGACCGAGACGCCCGGAGCAGAAAGGGUAAACCAAGUCACCGAAACCGAGGGUGAGACCGUAACAGACCAUCCACAGAGACCAAGGGCCAGCAGUGUAGACCGGGGGACAGAGACGGAGAGAGUGAACACUGUGGACAGGGUGACAGAGACAGUGGAAGCACAGAGGGCAGAUCAGCAGACUGAGACAGAGGUAGAGAGAUCACUGGGUAACAACCCAGCCAGAGAUGCAGAGGCAGAGAGUCAAGUGAGAGAACGUCCUUGCAGUGAAAGAUUAGAAAAGGUUGGCCGUGUGGUUGGUAACAGAGUGGAGGAUAAGAAAGCAAAUGAAAGAAUUCAAGUAGAUAGUGGAGAAAGUGAAAGUGUGGCCGUAAAAGAGAGUUCAAUUACAGUUCUAGAAAGCAGAGUUGAAGAAACUGUAGUUUCAGAUAUUGAAAGUCAGGACCAGGGGCAUAGCAGUGCACUUGUUGCAGCAGGAGAAAAUACAGAAUCCAAGAUUGAAAUGUUUACUUCGCAGAAUGACUCAGGAACAACAGAAAUUGAACCUCUAAAGAGUGAAGUAAGACAAAUUGUUGAAGCACACCAGAUUGAAAAGGAGACUGUAGAGAGAAAACAAACAGCAGAAGGUGUGAUUGCGUGUGCAUCAUUCACAGAGACUGUGGUCACUGACACAGUUGUAGUAGUAGGAGCAGCAGAGAACGCAGCAGAGAACGCAGCUGUCAAGACUGUGGCUCCUGUACGACCCCAGAGAGGCCGAAAGCUCUCAGCAGAGCAGGCACCGCCAAUAUCUGCUCUAGUUCAGGCUGCUCCCGUGCGUCCUCGUAAGGGAUCUGGUGAAACUCAAGCGCAGCGCUCCCAGCCCCAGACAAAAACACAUCCCAAGGUGCAGGUACAAGUUCCACUUCAGCUUGAGGCCCAAACCCCUAAAAAGCUCUCUGAACCACAGGUAAAACAUCAAGCCUCACGUCCGGCUCAGGUUGAGGAUAGCACCCUAGCAGAGAGGCCUCCUGGGGAGUCUUGUGGGAAACGAUCAAAAUUACAACUACAGACUGAGACUCCAGGCUCCAGUGUUCAAACCCGUACCAAAUCAAUUCAAGCACAGUCUCAAACCACUGCAAGUCGACGGAAUUCUAAAGAACUUAAAGGUGCACACCCUUCGAAUCGAGGGUCAGGAGAAGCCCAGACCCGCCCAACUCGCCAGGGAUCAUUGGAGGCUCAACCUCCAUCUCAGGGCUCUCGCAGAAGUCCCAGUGAGACUCAACAACCUCAAAAAGAUAGCAACCAGACACAGUCACUGCGCAGAGGCUCCAGCGAAACCGCUCAGCGUUCUGGUUCAAGUGAAACCCAGGCCUCACGUCGGGACGCUGGCGAGGCAGAGCCUUCUCGCAGAGGCUCUUGUGAGUCACCAACGUCGCCUGCGGCUUUGGGCCAAGUCGUAACCCGGUUGACAGGGCUUCUGGGCGAGCAGUGGGCACAGCUGGGGAGCAGCUCUGGAACUCAACAGCUGGCCAGUCAGCAGGAAAGCCCCAGCACACAGAAACAGACGGCAGGGAAAAGUGCAGAGGCACCGAAAGGAGCAUCAGCCAAGCCUUCAGGGAAAGUAGUCCCUCCAGCAACAACAGGGAAAUCAGCAGGGAAGGCUGGUCCCUCCAAAAUGAGCUCAAUUCAAAGUCAACUGGUCAGCUCCCUCAGUGUCCUCUCUGCCUUCUACUCACCAAGCCAGAAAGCUGCUGCUGCCAGCAAACAGCAAGAACAAGGUCUCAAAUCAAUUAUGAAGAAAAAUGGUGUUGCUGACAAGCAAGGGAACAAGGGAGCCAAGAAAAACCUGAAGUUUGUUGGGGUGAAUGGAGGCUAUGAGUCGACAUCCAGCGAAGAGUCCAGUGGUGAUGAGAAGUCAAAGGUCGAGGUAGAGGAGGAGGAGGAAGACAGCUCAGAACCAGAGGUCGAGAAGGAAAAGGAGACAGAGCCUCAGCCAGCAGACACGGCUGAGGAGGGAGCAGCGGCGCAGCAGAAGGAUGCAGAGGUCUCCACUGAGGGAGGAGGUGCUGUGGCUGCAGACAAGGAGGGUGAAAUAGGCCUUCUGGAUGUAGAAGGCAGCCAGGAGCUCCUGGAAGAACAGGCUGAAGGGGAGAACGUUGAUCAAGGGUUUAUAGAUGCCUGCCUCUAUGUAAAAGACAGAAUGGAAGAGGUUUCAUCACCAGAUAAAGAAAUGCGUCAGGUUUUAGUGGUGCUCUACCAGGAGUGGUUCAAGAUCUCCAGUCAGAAAGAUUCGCAGGUCGAUACCGUCAGAUUAUACUUGAGACAAGUGGGCUUGACCACGCCCACUCUGCUGCCAUACGUAGUGAACUUGACUGACGGCAAUGGGAAUAUGGCCCUCCACUACAGUGUGUCGCAUUCAAACUUCCCUGUGGUCAAACUGCUGCUGGAUACUGGUCUUUGCGAGACAGACAAUGUGAACAAGGCCGGCUAUACUCCAGUGAUGCUUGCUGCACUGACGGCUGCUGAGAGCUCUGAUGACCUGGAGGUUGCACAACAACUGCUGAGACUGGGUGACGUCAAUGCAUGCUCCAGACAGGCGGGCCAGACGGCACUCAUGCUUGCGGUGAGCCACGGCCGCGUUGCCAUGGUAAAGCUGCUCCUGAGCUGCGGUACGGAUGUAAAUGCCCAGGACCGCGAGGGCUCCACGGCCCUGAUGUGUGCCAGCGAACAUGGACACACAAACAUCGUUCACAUGCUGCUGGAGACGGGUCGUUGUGACACCGGCCUCGUGGACAAGAAUGGACAGACGGCGGUGACGGUGGCAGAGGGCGCCUCCCACCAGGAGAUAGUUGACCUUCUGAAGGCCCGAGCUGAGCCUCGAGCCUCUGAGCCCUCGUGUACAACGGACCUCCUCUGAACCGGGCGCACACUGAUAUCGCCAAACAAACUCCAGAUCGCCAACCUCCAACACUUUCUGCCCACUAACAAAGAGGGAAAAUGAAUGAAAUUAAGUGAAUUAAAGACGCAACGACUCAGUAUGUCCAGUAAAAAAAAGUGGAUAAACUCUGUUAACCGUGGAUCUACAUUCAACCUCGGAGACUGGAGUGUACGCACACAUUUUUCUUCUUCAACAUCUCUGCCAACAUGCUCCGUGGGUGUUUAUGGAUAUGCUGCACUCAGCCACUCAGUGGACAGACAACAGACGAGGCUCGGUCGAUUUGAUGAUAAGGCAUUGCCAUGGUGACAAGCGUGAUUGACAGCAACGUAGGGGACAUUGUGAGAAUUUAAAAGGGCAGCAGGGAAGGACGGACUGGCAAGUGGAUGAAGAGAUGCUCUGGCAAACUGCUGCUUCUUAACAUUUAGCUCUUCAAGCAAAAUACUAAGCACAUUAUCUACCUUUCAAAUAUAUAAUAUUAAAUAUGACAUCAUUUCUAUUUUUUCCCUUCGUUGGCAUUAUUAUUUUCAUAUUUGGACAAUAUUGAGAACACAGUAUAUGUAGAAUGUUAUUCUAACGUAUUAUAAUCAUACACAAACUUUUUUCUACUGCACUUUUUUUAUUGUGUUUGUGUACGUAAAAAGUCCUCUCUAAGAAACUAUUUAUCUCCAAAAGUGUGAAUUCUAAAAAAAAAUGUUAUAGAAUUAUAGAAUAUGUGAAAUUUCCCAUUAUUCAGUGGAUAUUUGACAAUAUUUAUUGUAUUGUUUUUGCCAUAGUAAUGAUGUUUUUCACAUACAGGAUAGGUAUAGGUGAAUUAUUGAAAAACCAAAUGGUUUAGUUGGAGACAAAAUGUUUUCUGUUGGACACAAAAUAAAUUAGUUUUUAUAACCACAACAUAACCAGAUAAAAGAAUGACAAACGUUUUCAAAUAAGAAGAUUGUACAGUUCAGAAGGUGCCGCAUGCCAAUACACAGUUAGUCCCCCUACUGGCUGGCUUAUAAUACUAAACAAACAACAGUAUGUUGUAAUACUGUCUGCUUUCAUGAUUAACAUCUCUCUCUCUGUCUCCCUCUCUCUCUCUCUCUCUCUCUCUCUCUCUCUCUCUCUCUCUCUUCGUCCCUCAGUCCAAAUGUAAUGUAUGUAAUGUUUGCCUGCUCGUUUCCAAUCAAAUCUUGUACGCAACGGCUACAAAAUGCACAAUGAAUGUCAGGCUGGCUAUGAUACAUUCCAAGAAAACAAUGUAGCAAGUCGAACUGCACUGGCAUGGAUCAUGGGACUAACAGAGACAGGAAUGAGUCUUGUAUUGUACCAUGUGCGACUAAAGACACUUAAUCUUGACAACAAAGAUCUGAUCGGCCUGUCUUCAAGUUACUAACACUGGUUCACUCUGUUCAUAUUUCAAAACAAUAUGUUAAAACCAAAAGUAAUUUCAUGGCAACAGUCCGAAAAGAAGCAAUAUCAAUAAAAUACAAACUUUUAAAUCAGCAACAAUAGGGGGAUGGGCUUUGGUCCUGUUUCAAUCAGAUGACCAUAUUACAUUUUAGAGAUACAAGGGAGAGUGGACGUCUUCUUCUGUUUUCCACAAACGCACAUCCAUGUUCCUAAAGAAACUUUAAACAGGAGCACUGGUCUGAUUCAAUGUUUACAACUUAACAGCUCCCCUUCAGUGACCCCUGUAGAAAACCCCAAAAUGUCCAGCAGGUCAGGAAGUUGACAGAAAACAAAGGAUCGAAUAAUUGUAGGGCAUGUGCUCGACACAUGAUGUUGUUGACUAAUCAAUUAGUUGAUUUAAUUGAAAGAUCUGGAAAAAUCCACAAAGACUCGCACAAAAAUCUUUUGUUUUGCAGAGUAUAGUUAUGUCCUUCUCUAGUCAAACAUUCCUCUAGAUGCUUGUUUCCUAGGGCUGCACCCAAUUAGUCAACUUAUCGGUCGUUUUGCUCUUAGUAAGAUUUCUUUAGUUGUUUUUUAUGCUUUUCACAUGUUGAAUGACUUAUUUCCAAGAAUCCUAUGAUGACAACUUCAUCAUGUUUUGAAAGUUGACUUUUAAAUCAAAGCUUGAAAAGGGCUAGUCCAGCAAUUUAGUACGGUGCAUUUUCAUAAUCUGGAAGCAGAAGAGGCUGAGAUAUGCUUAUUUUUAGUCCUUAUUAUGAUUCAAGCUCCACAAACACUGGAUACACUAAUUCCUGCCGGGUAAAUGUCCAUGUCUUUCCAACUUCAUACCUCCAGAUGGUAGCACAGGCUGUUAUGAAUAUUUCUGAUUACUCUGUAGGAAGAUCCCCCAGUGAAGACAUCAACCUGUUCAGUUUCCUGUUCAAUGGGGUUUGCUGGGGUUACUGAAGGUGGAAUUUAAAGGUCAAUACCACUUAUUUUAACAACUGCCAUAUGUGAUCUAUGAAGGUCCAGUCAGAUAACAAGUCACUCUCUAAAGAGGAGAGCUUUUGGUCCAGACAUUGCCAUGCCGACAGUUUCUAGUGCAGUGUCAUCUUACCACUGAUGCUGCACCAGCGCUCUCUUAUUCCCACACACUUUAUUUUAUGGAUGCUAACAUGAGACUAUAUAGAUUCACAUAUAGAAGGUAUCUUGAUUAUAGAGUAGUCUAUACAAGGACUGCAUUUAUUCAACAAUGGGAUGUUUUCAACAGUGGCUUAGUAAUUAGAUCAUCAUUCAUUGAGUCACAGAGGAGCACAGAUUUCCUCAACAGUGAGGCUGCAUUUACACAGGUUCAGAAGUACUUUCUUUGAACUCAGUGCAGCACAUCUGAUCACAUGUGCUCGUCUGUAUAUUGAGGGACGUGCAUUAGAGUCUGUGUAGCUUCCCGUGUGUCAGACAGCUAAAGGAUGAUCCGGUCUGUGCUGUUAUGAAAUAUCUGGUAUAUCUGGUCUUCCGUGCCUGUGUAUUAAGUCUUAAAGUAAAUCACAUCCAUAUGUGUAAUCCAGUGUGACCGCAGAUGUAAUAUGGUGUCAUUACUGGCUCAACACCAAAGAAGUGAAAUCAAAUCAGUUUCACAUGGGGUUGAAUAUAUAUACAGUAUAUAUAUAUAUAUUGUUUCAUUUGUUCCUGUAAAGUAACCGAAAUACAUGUACAUACAGUAUUGUGAAAAAUAUAUACAAGUAUUGUCUGACAGUUUGCUCUAUAAACGAUACAAGUAUUUAUUCCAAAUGCUAUAUUUUUUACCAUAUACAGUAUAGUAUACUUAUGUAUGCAUGGACCAAUAAUCCAGUGAUUGGGAAGGGAAUUUGAAUGAUUGGAAAUGAUGCUGAGUGUUCCCUGAUGAUGUGAUUAUUCAGCUUAUCUUUGAUUGGUUGAGUGGUGUAGUACAUGUGUGAUGUGGACGAGGUUUUGACUGUGUCAUGUGCUCUAUAAUACGACCUUUGACAUUCGUGGGGAAACUAUAAAGCAGAUUUGUCACUGCCCAAAGCUAUACAGGCAACAGGCAUAAGUCUUUGUGCUUGACAGAGUCAAAUGUAAAAACAUGUACCUCUCUGUAAUAUUCCUUGUACAACAGGCUUACAUGUGGCAAACCAGAGAACUACUUCUAAAUAAAUAAAUAUGAAGAAUGAA